ACGAACAAUGGAUACAAGCCAAAAACCAUCUAGAUGUUCUGUUAUCCUAGCUAAUGUGUUCAAAACUCAUAUGGGUAGAACUAUAUUUGACGGUAUUAAUUUUACUGCAUUUAGCGGUAAGAUAUGCGCUGUUCUUGGAGGCAUAGAAAGUGGGAAAUCGAUGUUACUAUCUUGUAUCGUUGGUGGUAAUGAUUUCGAUUCGGGACAAAUGUGGGUGUUGGGUGGAAAACCUCAAACAAAAAGUAGCAAAACAUUAACAAAACACGUUGGGUAUAUGCCUCAGGAGUUUUGUUUAUAUGAAAAAAUGACAGUAUUAGAGCUGAUUCUAUACUUUGGACAGUUAUAUGAUAUAAAUUCUAAAUUUAUUUUGUGGCGAUUAAGAUACUACAAUGAUUUUUUUACUUUCCCAUCGUCUAAAUCACUCGUAAAAGAUUUGAGUUACAGCGAAAAGCGAAUCGUUUCAUUUAUAAUAACAGUGUUUCACAGACCUCGAUUAAUCGUUCUUGAUGAACCUACUACUGGUCUCGAUACUUCAAAAAAAAAUCAAGUUUGGUCUUACAUACAUCAUAUGAUUCACACGUGGAAACCAACCAUAAUUGUCGCAACAAAUAACGUCGAAGAAGCAUCACUUGCCACUAAUAUAGUGUACUUAAAAGACGGUAAAAUUAUAUUUGACCAUGACGUAUCCGACUUAAAGAAAAAUCAUCCUAAUCAGUCAUUAGAACACAUCGUUGAUAUACUGCAUACUAAAAGAAACGAAUGGCUUCACUCAAACGAAUCGAAAAUGCCACACGAUAAAGUAUUAACUAACGUCGAAACAUUAACCCCAAGAACAAGUAUAUGGAAAUUAAAAACUGUAACGAUUAAAAAUAUAAGGGUUUUACUAAGAAGCAGGUGGUUUUUUUUGAUAAUGUAUAUGAAUUAGAAGCCUCAGUUGAAUCAUUUAAAUCUUUUGGAUAUAUAAAAGUACCAAAAAAUUAUACACAAUUGAUCAUUGAAGCUAUGCGGAAAACAGCAACACCGCAAAGAAGAAAAUUAUUUUCGUCGGAACUUUCUAUAGGAAUUGACAUGACAAGGUUAAAAUUUAGCGAUUAUCUUAACAAGUUAUUGUUGAAUUGUUAUAAUACAUUCUUAACAAACGUUUAUGAACACUACAACCUAUCUAAAGAAUAUGCUGAUUUACCUUUAAAGAUGUACGAAGACAGAAAUUUAGACAUUGCUGAAAAUACCGCUAUUGGAAUAAUAUCCUGGUACAACGUUUUUAGAAAUUGUUUUGUCCUACUUAAUAUUACAAAUCAUUUUUUCAUUAGUACAAGCAUUUGGUUUGUUCUUAAUAGUCGAUUUCAUUUUGUACCUUACGUGGCAAAGCUC
Molecule: messenger RNA, 1371 nt
Organism: Adelges cooleyi (spruce gall adelgid)
Lineage: Eukaryota; Metazoa; Arthropoda; Insecta; Hemiptera; Adelgidae
Product: ABC transporter G family member 23-like
Exons: 12
Coding region: 8-925 (305 amino acids)
Molecular function (GO): ATP binding; ATP hydrolysis activity
Source: RefSeq, a predicted model, not a curated record